Plectropomus leopardus (leopard coralgrouper) is the source of this 1747-nucleotide messenger RNA. Its product is annotated as SLAM family member 9. The record is from RefSeq and is a predicted model, not a curated record. Gene Ontology annotation, cellular component: cell-cell junction; membrane. Lineage: Eukaryota; Metazoa; Chordata; Actinopteri; Perciformes; Serranidae.
UGCGUCUCAGUGUUUUCAGCUCAGAUACGAUGAAACUUCAAAUCCUCCUCACUCUAAUCCUCCAAGUGGCCCUCGCUGAAUCCCUCAGGGAAAGGUAUGGAUACUUUGGAGAUACCAUCACCUUGCCCUCAGAGGCCGACAAAACAUGGACUAUUGCCUCAGUUGUGUGGUCAAUAUUCUCAAACAACACUUGGAUUGCCACCUUUAACAAAGGGGUGAAAAAUGAGCAAUGGACCAGUCGGUAUAAAGGGAGAAUCAGUCUCAAUACUUCCUCAGGUGAUUUGACGAUCCGUAAUUUGACAACAGAGGAUAACAUGGAAUACACAGUAGACCUCCUCAAUACUGUGGGACAGAACAGCGCAGACAAGAUAAAACUCACAGUGAGACAACGCCUCCAGAAACCAACCAUAGAGACUGUCACCAGUUCGUCUGUCAAAGGUGGUUGCUGGUUGUUUCUGCGUUGUCUCUCAGCGGAUAAAGACGUUAACUUGUCCUGGCAGAGUGAACACUCCAACGUGACUGUCAACACGGGUCAACCUGAUGGCAACACAUCAGUUCUUUUCACUUUUCUUAAAACCACACAGAACUGUGUCAAUUUUACCUGCACCUCCAGCAACAAAAACGAGAACGCCUCAAGCGACAUUACACUGAAGUGUGAUGAUCAAAAGCCAACUCCUCACCCCGACUCAGUCCAGCCCAGGGAAAGAAAUGCUGUCGCUUUUUUCCUCGGAGGCAUGCUCGGAGGUGGACUGAUAGCGAUUCUACUAUACUUUUUCGGAGAACCAAUUAAAGCUAAAUGUAGACACUUCCAAGGAAAACUGUUUCCAUCAGUGGAAAAUAACGUAGUGUAAAGGUAAACUUCUGUCUUGACUAUCCAAAGGUUUGUAACCAUGAGUGGUAAUGCAAUGUCACAAUUUUAAGAAAUGACCACAUUUCUCUUUUCCUACAGUUAGCUUGACACCUGUAAAAGAAAAGUUUCAAGAAGCCAGAAUGACGACUAGGACAAAAUGUCUGAAGAUGAUUACACAAAGUGUAAAUAGUUAAGUUUAAAAAAAAAAAAACAUUUAAAGAAAAUGAAUGUAUUUUGAGAGAAUCUGCAGAGUAAAAGACAAUGAGUCUGAGAAAAUGAGAAAAUCCAUCACACCUAGUUGUUUUCUAAGUCUUUGAUUAUGUCUUGUCUACCUUGGCAUUUUCUGCUUUUCAUAUCCUUGAAUGUUUUAUUUCUUUUAAGCAUUAAGUACUUUAUACUUACUUUUACACUUUAUUGUGUCUAUGUAAGUGUUAUUCUAAAGCAACAUUUUUUUGAGCAUACAUUUUCAAAAAGCCAUUAUAAUAUAUUUUUAGAUUUAUUUUUAUACUGGACUUUAAUAUGUUGUGUUUAGCGUCAGUGUUUGUUGUAACUCAUUCCAAAUUUUAUGCACCAUUUUGACUGAAGUACCGUCAAUACAUUUAAAUGAGAGUUUUUGCUGUUACUGUUAAAGUUUUGUAUGUUUUGCCUCACUAUGUUUGCAAGUUUUUUUUAUUUUUAGUGCUGUCUGCUAUAUCUGCUUCCCUUUUGGAUGCACUAACCUUUACCUUUAGAUGUGCAUAACUUUUACCCUUUAAAAAGCCCUGCCCUCACAUGUACGCUCCCAAACACAGAAAAAUAUGAAGAGGAAAAUACAGACAGGGGGCAGAGUCACAGCAGACUUCUAGAGGGUCAUGACUGAAAGAAGUUACAUUUGUAUGAUUGUUGUGUUUCUUUCUU